Molecule: messenger RNA, 951 nt
Organism: Manihot esculenta (cassava)
Lineage: Eukaryota; Viridiplantae; Streptophyta; Magnoliopsida; Malpighiales; Euphorbiaceae
Exons: 2
Coding region: 123-677 (184 amino acids)
Source: RefSeq, a predicted model, not a curated record
UCCGCAAAUUCAAAAAUAUAUGUGACAGUUUGGCUGCCAUUGGACGCCCAGUUUUAGAAAAAGAAAAAGUUUACAGUUUAUUAACAAGUUUAGGUCCCCAAUAUGAGACCUUCACAACCACAAUGCUAAAACCUCCCAGACCCACAUACUCAGAGUUGAUCUCGCACCUUCAAAACCAUGAUCAAAGACGAAAUUGGUUUGCCAAUUCUGGAAAUUCCUCAUUUACUGUGCACACACCACAUUUGGCAUUUUACACGCAGCAGAAAAAAACUCCUCAAUCUAGUGGAUCUCAAAUGGUGUUUGAAAACAAAACCCCACGCUCAUCUUUCUCUUCAGCAGGACGCGGCUUCCACGCGCAGAGUCAAAACAACUAUGGCGGACAACAACGUCGUCCUGCACCUCCUGGUAAACGACGAAUGACUGCAGCAGAGCGGGAACUGUACCAAAAUGAGAUAUGCCAAAUCUGUUCCAGGAAAGGGCAUAUUGCCAAAAUAUGCUGGUGGUAUCAACCAACCUCUCCGUCAAAUGAUCUUCCACAAGCCUUAGCAACAUUGACAUUGGAUAACAGUGUAGCUGAUCAUGAUUGGACCUCAGAUACCGGUGCCACAAAUCAUAUGGCUGGAAAUGGAGGAACGGAAAACAGGUGCAAUGAUAAUGCAGGGACCAAAGAAGGGUGAUUUAUACACUAUUUCAAGCAAUCCAGAAGCACAUUUUUCAUUUCGCUUUAAGUCGUGCAGUGCAGAUGUCUGGCACCAACGACUUGGACAUCCACAAGUUUCAGCUUUAAAUAAUUUACAUAAUAAAGGCCUCAUUUCUGUCCAUGGACCAUUAAAAAUACAAAAUUUGUGUGAUAGUUGUCAACUUGGAAAACUUAGUCGAUUUCCAUUCUCAAAUAGUUCUAACUCUACUUCUGUUCCGUUUGAAAAAAUUCAUUGUGAUUUAUGGGGACCA